AUCGAUCAUUAUUUUACCGGUUGGCGCUCUGACCAGAUCUCAUCUAACUACAGAAAUCGUAACAUAUUGUUUUUAUAUUAAAAAAUGUAUUUAUUUGUGUAUGCGCAUUUAAGUGUUUAAACUAUCAAAUAACAAAUAUGCAAUUUUAAAUUUUGUCACAUAUUUUGAAAUACCUUUUAAAAUAUGGAUAUCAAAUUUAUUUUAUUUUUACCAUUAUGCAUUACGGCAGUUGAAUCAUUAUACAAAAUUGGAGUUGGCAUUGCCGAUAUUACUGGACCACCAACCGGUAUAACGUUUAUGGGAUAUGGCAAAAUGGAUCAAAUAGGAGUGGGAAUUCAUUUACGACAGUUUUCUAGAGCUUUUGUAGUUGAAGAUGGAAGUUCAAGAUUAGUUUUUGUUAGUGUCGACGCAGCCAUGGUUGGGGACAAUGUUAAAAUGGAGGUAUUAAAGUAUCUUAAAGGGAAGAUGUCAGAAUUGUAUGACGAAGACAAUUUAAUGAUUUCGUCAACACAUACACAUUCCACACCGGGUGGUUAUAUGUUGUACACGCUAUUUGAUCUCAGCACCCGGGGUUACGUAUCACUAACAUUCAUAUCACUAGUAAAAGGGAUUGCAUUGAGUAUUAUGAGGGCUCAUGAUAAAAUGGAAUACGGUCGAAUGUUUUUAAGUAGAGGUGAACUUCUUGGUGUAUCAAUUAAUAGAAGUCCACAAUCAUAUUUAUUAAAUCCAGAAAACGAACGUGCAGAGUAUGAGUAUGAUGUUGAUAAGACUAUGGUACAAGUUAAAUUUGAAAAUGAGUUCGGCACACCUAUGGGAGUUAUUAAUUGGUAUGCUGUACAUGCCACUAGCAUGAAUAACACGAACAAAUUAGUAUCAUCGGAUAAUCUAGGGUACGCUUCUGUGAUGUUUGAGCAGAAAAUGAAUCCAGAUAAUUUAAUAGGAAAAGGUCACUUUGUUGCUGCUUUUGCUUCAGCAAAUGAAGGCGAUUCUUCGCCCAAUAUAAAAGGUCCUAGAUGUCAAAUAACUGGAAAUCCUUGUGAUAUACCUGGGCCAUCUUGUGAGUCAGGCGAACAAUGUGUUGCAUCGGGACCUGGUAAAGAUAUGAAAGAAAGUACUAAAAUUAUAGCUGAACGUUUAUUUGAAAAGGCUUUUGAAUUGAUGAAAAACAAACCUGAGAUUGAAAUAACGGGACCAAUUAAAUCAAUUCAUCAAUACGUUGAUAUGACAAAAGAAGAAGUUGAGUAUACUGACCUGAAUACAGGAGAACUCAUACAAGGUAGAGGUUGUAAACCANCUAAUACAGGAGAACUUAUACAAGGUAGAGGUUGUAAACCAGCUUUAGGCCAUACAUUUUCAUCAGGUACAACUGAUGGACCUGGAUUGUUUUCUUUUGAAGCUGGUUCAAAUAGUUCAAACAACCCACUUUGGAAUUUAGUCAGUAAUGUUAUACCUAAUCCAAGUAAAGAACAAAUCGAGUGUCAUACUAAUAAAUCAAUCACGUUAACAACUGGAGAGUUUAAUUACCCCAACCCAUGGUCUCCAAACAUAGUAUCAACUCAGUUGGCCAUGAUUGGACCACUGAUUAUAAUUUGUGUUCCUGGUGAAUUUACCACUAUGUCGGGAAGACGACUCAGGAAAGUGGUUGCUAAAGAGAUGUGUAAUGGACGUGUAUUGUGUAUUCCAGUAAUUGCUGGUCUUUGUAACACUUAUAGUGAUUAUGUUACUACUCCAGAAGAAUAUAAAUUGCAACGUUAUGAAGGUGCUUCUACAAUAUACGGUCCACAUACAUUGCCUAUUUAUAUUAAGCAAUAUGCAAAACUUGCCUAUGCAUUAUCGAAUGAUAUAAUGCUGAAACGAGGCCCUGAAGCACCAAAUUUCACAUCCGAAACGAUUACAUUAUUAACGCCAAUUUUAUAUGAUACUCCACUAUCUGGAUAUAAUUUUGGCGAUUGUAUACUUCAACCACCGUAUAUCGCUUUUUUGGGUGAUACUGUAAUUGCUAAAUUUGUUGCCGGUAAUCCAAGAAACAACCCAAUGUUGGAAAUGACAUUUUUGACGAUUGAGUGUUUAGAGUCAGAUUUGAAGUGGAAAAUAGUUGCUACAGAUGCUAAUUGGGAAACCGAGUUUACUUGGGAAACAAAAUCUUGGUUUUGGGCAACAAGUGUAGCCGAAAUUAAAUGGAUUAUACCAAUCAGUACAAAACCAGGUACUUACAGGAUACGACAUUUUGGAUAUUUUAAGUAUUUUGGUGGUAAUAGAUUAGGAAGAUAUUAUGGAACUUCAGAAGCAUUUACUGUCACAACAAAAUAAAGCAAUAUUAUAAAUAUAUAUACUAAAUAAGAUUUUUAUAUUGAAUAAAAUAACAAUUUUUGUUCCUGAAUUACAUAACUGGGUACUUAAAAACAUCAAUAUUUCAUUGUUUUUAAAUUAGUGUUUCUUAAAUAUUAAAUAUUCGUUAAGCCAAAUUAACUUAGAUUAUUAAUA
Molecule: messenger RNA, 2484 nt
Organism: Daktulosphaira vitifoliae (grape phylloxera)
Lineage: Eukaryota; Metazoa; Arthropoda; Insecta; Hemiptera; Phylloxeridae
Product: neutral ceramidase-like
Exons: 12
Coding region: 184-2310 (708 amino acids)
Biological process (GO): ceramide catabolic process; long-chain fatty acid biosynthetic process; sphingosine biosynthetic process
Cellular component (GO): extracellular region
Molecular function (GO): N-acylsphingosine amidohydrolase activity
Source: RefSeq, a predicted model, not a curated record